CGAAUAUACAUAUUUAAACAAACUUUUAAGUGAUGACAGUGUUUUAAAUUAAAUUAAUUUAUUAUUUUAAAUUUUAGAAGUGUAAAUUAUUGACGAAAAAAAUGUGGAAAAGUUUGGUGUUUCUUGUGUCCGUUUUGAUUUGGAGUUUUGUGUCAUCACAAGAAUGCACAACUCCAACUGGUAGCCGAAGUAAUUGCGUCUCCCUCUACGAGUGUCAGCCCCUCUUCAAUGCCUUCGAACAGCGUCCACUGCCCCCUCAUGUGGUCAGCUACCUCAGGAGAUCACAAUGUGGCUUCGAAGGUUACGUACCCAGGGUCUGCUGUGGCCCCCUACCACUGGAGCAGGAGGCAACAUCACAAAGGCCUACGCCACGGCCGACCCAACCAUCACAAGGCACACAAGGAAGCAGUGAGGUGUACUCCGAAGAUUCUUCACCAGCUCCAAGGAACCAGUGUGGAAUUGACACAACGGGAGACAGAGUUUAUGGAGGGACUAUCACAGACUUGGACGAAUUUCCCUGGAUGGCGCUGUUGGGUUACAGAACAAGUAAAGGAACAACUUCCUACCAAUGUGGUGGUGUUCUGAUCAACCAUCGGUACGUGCUGACAGCUGCUCACUGCAUCACAGGAGCUAUAGAACAGGCCGUCGGAACUUUAACAACCGUUCGCCUAGGAGAAUAUGAUACUCAACAAGAUGUGGAUUGUAUUGACUCGGUUUGCGCUGACCGUCCCCAAGAGAUUCGAGUGGCUUCUGCCUACCCACACCCAGGCUACUCUGACAAGAACAAGAACAGGCGUGAUGAUAUCGGCAUUGUGAGGUUGGCUAACAGAGCUGCUUAUACAUACUACGUCCAGCCAAUCUGUCUGGUAGAAAACCGAGCGCGGUUGGACGCCGGCAGCGAUGUUUACGUAGCUGGAUGGGGAAAAACCCUAAAUGGUCGCAACAGCCCCAUAAAACUGAAGCUUGGUCUCCCAAUAUUCAACAAGGAAGAAUGUGACGACAAAUACAAAAGACUUGGUGCUAUCCUUAGUGACACCCAGAUCUGUGCCGGAGGAGUGUUCGCAGAGGACGCCUGCAGAGGGGACUCCGGUGGUCCUCUGAUGAAGAGGACUCCAAACGGAAUUUGGGAGGCUGUCGGUGUCGUUUCCUUCGGAUAUGGAUGUGGCAGGGAUGGCUGGCCAGGAGUCUAUACCUCCGUUGCUAAAUAUAUAGACUGGAUCCAAAACACAAUUGCAUCGUCCAAUGUUUAAUGCCAUUAUAACUAGUCUACAUCUUGGAUGCUCUGAAAUUCAAAGUCUCACUCAAAGUUUCGGAACCAUCCAAUGUUUUCGUGUCAUGUGAUGUAAUUCGUUUUUAAUAUUAGUGAAAUACAAUUUUUUUUAAGGU
Molecule: messenger RNA, 1386 nt
Organism: Spodoptera exigua (beet armyworm)
Lineage: Eukaryota; Metazoa; Arthropoda; Insecta; Lepidoptera; Noctuidae
Source: the annotation of a GenBank genome assembly